CACAUGUAGCAAUCACUGAAAACCUUCAGACCUGUCACACCUCUUCAGCUUCUCUCCAGUCAAAGUGAGAACACCGGUCGAGUGAGAAUGGAAAACAGAAAGGCAUGCCUCUUUGCAGCUCUCUGCUCACUCCUUAUCGUUGCCAGCUUCAUCGACAGCUCGGAGUCAGCGAGCUGUUGCAUGAAAUACUUCAAGAGGAAGCUCCCCUGCAAAGCUGUGAAGGGUUACAACAUUCAGACCAUUAAUGGCUCCUGUGACAUCAAUGCCAUUAUCUUCCACCUCAAUGGUAGGUUCGUGUGUGCUGAUCCUUUGAAAGUUUGGACCAAGAGAGCAAGGAAGUGUGUGGAUGAAAGGAGAAGGAAGGUUGAACGUAUCCUGGGAGAAAGAGACUGAAAAACUUAACUCUACAGCCUGGAGCCAAAAUUACUGAGGAAAAUAAGAGAAAUUAUAUUUAAGCUUCUCUUAAUGUUUUGCUAAAGGUUAACAGGGAUUAAUGGGAAUAUUGGUUAACUGUGACCUAUUUUAUUUGUUCUGUUUCAUAAACAGGAAUAUGUAUUAUUAAUAAUACCCCAAGUAAAGCUUUAAAUGCUGGGCAGUAACCUCUUGGAGGUUGAUAUCUCUGUUUUUUUUGCUCUAAGCAAAAAAGAAAAAAAAAAAUACAUUUUUAAUAAAUGUCUAAAAUUAAUUCAAGCUUGUUUAUGUGCUUAUGUUACCCUGAGGCAUCUAUUGU
Molecule: messenger RNA, 730 nt
Organism: Cyprinodon variegatus (sheepshead minnow)
Lineage: Eukaryota; Metazoa; Chordata; Actinopteri; Cyprinodontiformes; Cyprinodontidae
Gene: ccl20b
Product: C-C motif chemokine 20-like
Exons: 4
Coding region: 88-393 (101 amino acids)
Biological process (GO): inflammatory response; lymphocyte chemotaxis; positive regulation of ERK1 and ERK2 cascade
Cellular component (GO): extracellular region
Molecular function (GO): CCR chemokine receptor binding; chemokine activity
Source: RefSeq, a predicted model, not a curated record